AUGAACCUAACUACCUAUGGGCAUUGCCUUGUAGCAGUCUUCGUUGGAGGAACCAGCGGUAUUGGUGACUCAACAGCUCGGGCCUUUGCGCAGCACAGACUUUUCCGCAUUUACCUGGUCGGACGGAACAAAGAACAAGCGUCUAAAAUCUCCCAGGAUAUACAUGGGCAUAAUCUGCAUGCGGACAUGAUAUUCUUGAACAAAGACGUGUCUCGGUUGCGGGCCGUAGAUGAGGUGUGCCAGGAGAUCAAGGUAAAAGAGAAGGAGGUGGAUCUUUUGUUCCUUAGCACUGGAAUCUCGAAAGGAGGUGAAUUUGAGUGA
Molecule: messenger RNA, 321 nt
Organism: Penicillium canescens
Lineage: Eukaryota; Fungi; Ascomycota; Eurotiomycetes; Eurotiales; Aspergillaceae
Exons: 2
Coding region: 1-321 (106 amino acids)
Biological process (GO): secondary metabolic process
Source: RefSeq, a predicted model, not a curated record